This is a messenger RNA of Schistosoma mattheei, 2796 nucleotides long. Lineage: Eukaryota; Metazoa; Platyhelminthes; Trematoda; Strigeidida; Schistosomatidae. The record is from the annotation of a GenBank genome assembly.
AUGAAUAAUCCAAUUGAACCGUGCGAAUCUGUUGCAAUUACUGACACGUCCACCUUGCAAAAUACCGUCAAAGAUUUAUGUCACAGGCUAGAGAAAAACCCUUUCGAUUAUAAUUCACACGUACAACUCAUCGAGUGUCUACGAAAAAUAGGCGAUUUCAAGAGACUCAAAACUGCGCGUGAGCGUAUGCACGAAACCUAUCCACUUACUCCAGCACUGUGGCUUCAAUGGAUCGAGGAUGAGCUUAAUAAUGCUUCUACACUUGAAGAGAAGCGACGAGUGGAAAUUCUUUUUAAACGUGCGAUUGAUGAUUAUGAAGAUAUCAAUGUAUGGUUGGAAUACUGUCACUUCGCAAUCUCUACUUCGGAUUUUAGUUCUGCGGAUAGUAUAAAGCAAGCGGAAGUCAUUUUUGAAUCUGCUUUGUCACAUCAAGGACUUAAUGUUGUUGGGGGUUCGAUGCUAUGGGAGAUCUAUCGUGAAUAUCUCACUGUAGUGUGGUCUCAGCUACCACAAGAUCAUAAGGAAAUGAAACUAGAACAACUGAAUAAAAUGGACCGUCUAUUUCAGCGUCAACUCAGCAUUCCACAUUUGAAUAUGGAGGAGACAUUAACUGAAUAUAAAACUUUCCUGUCUGAUAUUGGUGUAGAACUAUAUCAACCAAGGGAAAAUUCAGAUUCCUUUGUACCACAAGAAAUCAAAACGGAAUAUGAGAAAGCUUUAGAGCGUUUGGCUGUUAUUUUACCAUUUGAGGAAUCCAUAGAAGAAUCUACUGACAAGUCAGAAGCGGAAUCUGUUUCCAGUUGGAAUACGUAUAUUGAUUGGGCGGUUCAUUGUGCAAAACGAAAAAAGCCUAAAACAUCUAAAAUACUGAUAUUAUGCUGUCUUUUCGAGCGUGCUAUUACAGCACAUUGUUUAGAUACAUCUUUUUGGAUACGUUAUGCAGACUAUGUGGAAUCUCAGCUAGAAACGGAUGUUCUGCGUUUGCAAACGUUAUUGUCUCGAUCAGUUCGUAAUUGUCCUUGGUGUGUCGAGUUAUGGCAGCGUUAUGCAUUAGUCACUGAAGCUGUGAUUCUUGAAAAUAUCUCAUUCAAAUCAAAUACCAAUGGAACACAACAGGAAUCUGUUUCCAAUGAGUCUGAUCUAUUUAAAGAGGUUGAUGGUAUAUAUGAAACAGCUCUAGCAGCUGGUUUCACUAAUCCAGUUGAUGUAUUGAAAAUUUGGCGUAGUUAUUGUGAUCAUCAUUUGCGUAGACUUCUUUUAUUAGAUAAGAGUUCUUUAUCUUGGGAAUAUCGACUGUCAUUACUUCGAGCAACAUUUGGUCGAGCUAUAGAAUAUUGUUUUGAAUUAUUGCACUCUCAAUCAAAUGUUGAUUGGUCACUUUUAAAUUAUUAUGCAUUUGUUGAAGCAAAGUAUGUUGAAGAUAAAGAGCGUGCGCGUUCUCUGUGGACAAGUUUAAUAAAGUUACCUGGACAUGGGAGUCGAGCUGAAUACUGGAUACCUUAUAUUCAAUUUGAACAGACUUGGGGUGAUAUGAAAAAUUUACUUCGAAUAUGUGCUAUGGCUAUUAAUUCAAUUAAUUUUGACCAAUCAGAAUUAGUAUUUCAAGUGGUUUUACGUGCAGUUGGUGAAAUUGGGGUACCUGUUAAACAAUAUAGAGAUAUUAUUACAAAAAUACAUGCACGUCGAGCUUCUUUAAUGGAGUCUGUUAAAGAUGUUCAAUCGACAAAGUCAGAUACUGAGAUACCAGUUAAAUUAAUGGAAACCAAAUUAUCUGGUUCAAGAAAACGAAAACUACCUGAUCAUCAAAAUGAUGCUGCCACGUUAAAAUCAGCCAAAGUAUCAAAACCUAAUCCUACUUCUCAUGGGACAUUUGUUCCACACGAUCCAUCGAAAAAUGAGUUUACAGUAUUUGUAAGUAAUCUUGAUUAUUCAGUCAGUGAGGAACAAAUUCAGCAUACUUUUGAGAAGUGUGGAAAUGUGACAUCUGUUCGUCUCGUACGUGAUUACGCUGGUCGGUCGAAAGGAUUCGCCUAUGUUGAAUUCGAAAAUAAAGAGUCUGUGAAAAAUGCACUUACACUGGAUAGACAAGGAAUUACACGUCCGACCUCAGAAAGUGUGCCAUGUGACGCUGAUAGCCAAAAACAAAAAGAAGAGGAUAAUGCAACAAUUCCAAAACCACCUAAUUGUUAUGAUCGUCCAAUGUUUGUAUCGAUAUGUGAUCCAAGCAGACUUAAAUCAUGUGGAUUUAAAUAUACGGUUGGCAAAAAAGAACCUGAAAAGUUAUUUGUGCGAAAUUUAGAUAAAGCUGUAAAAAAUGAAGAUUUGGAAAAGUUAUUCAAGCAGUAUGGAAAUAUUGUGAGUAUUCGUCUAGCAACAUAUCGUAACGGUGUCCCAAAAGGUCAUGCCUACAUUGAAUUCACGAAUGCAGAUGAUGCCAGUAAAGCGUUAGUUGCCACAAAUGGCUUAGAAUUCAGAAAUAAAAUAUUGUCAGUAUCUAUUAGUGAACCACCUGUACGUGAUGGAAGUGGUCCCCAAGGUUGUAAAUCAAUCACAUCAGAAGACAAAAAAGUGUUCAAAACCCCCCAAAUUAUUAAUUUGAGUGGUUCUCAUCCCGUCGGAACUAGUGUACGGAAAUCACGAACGCAGUUAGAAUUUUUGCCUCGUGCAGUUCAUCGAACACGUGAAAUUCAAGAUCAAGUGUCAGAAAGUAAGAUGGAUACUGAAACUAUCGACCCUGAAUCAUCCACCGUUACUGGUAGUAAGGAUAAUGAGUACUUUCGAAGACUAUUGAAGUGA